Dothidotthia symphoricarpi CBS 119687 is the source of this 1723-nucleotide messenger RNA. RefSeq names its product quinate permease. Gene Ontology annotation, biological process: transmembrane transport; carbohydrate transport. The coding region runs from base 1 to 1617 and encodes 538 amino acids. Lineage: Eukaryota; Fungi; Ascomycota; Dothideomycetes; Pleosporales; Dothidotthiaceae. Gene Ontology annotation, molecular function: carbohydrate:proton symporter activity. The transcript has 5 exons. Gene Ontology annotation, cellular component: membrane. The record is from RefSeq and is a predicted model, not a curated record.
AUGAGCAUCUCCACAGGAGCGAGAAUCAUCCGCUCCAUCGUCAAGAAUGAUGCUGUGAAGCUAGACCCCCCGGAGAUCUACGGCUGGCGUGCAUUCACGAUGGCCGGGUCUGCCUGCUUCGGAGGCAUGUUAUUUGGCAUGGAUAUCGGUACCAUUGGUGGUGUGCUCGAACUGCCCGCGUUCCAAGAGUAUGUAUCACUCUCCACCGUUGCCAAGGCUGACCUCAACGCCAACAUCGCGUCGACGUUGCAGGCGGGAUGCUUCAUUGGUACCUUCUUUUCGUCCUGGUUCGCCGACAAGUAUGGCCGGAAGAUGGCUCUACAGCUGAACGGUCUCAUUACCGUUAUUGGCUGCAUCAUCCAAGCGGCUGCUAUGGGCCACCUCAGUGCCAUGUAUAUCGGCCGUCUCGUCGCCGGAUUCGGUGUCGGUGGUGCGUCCAUGGUCGUUCCCCUGUACAUUUCCGAGAAUGCUCCCCGUGCCAUCCGCGGUGGUCUCACCGGUCUCUACCAACUCUUCAUCGCCACCGGUACCUGCCUGGCCUUCUGGGUCAACUACGGCAGUCUCCUGCACAUCAAAGGCGACGCGAUAUACAUGGUUCCCCUGGCCAUGCAAGCCCUCCCCGCCGUCCUCUUGGUCGUCUGCAUGUCGCUGAACAAGGAGUCUCCACGUUUCCUGGCCAAGCAAGACCGCUGGGAGGAAGCCACUGCCGUCCUGGCCCGUAUGCGCAAUCUGCCCACCUCGCACGCCUACGUCCAGAACGAAAUCAAGGACAUUGCCAACCAACUCGAGCACGAGCGCCUCCUCGUCGCCGGCGCGGGGCCCAAGGACCUCCUGAAGGAAAUGUUCACCGUCCCCGGAAACCGCAAGCGCGUCCUAAUCUCCAUCGGCUUGAUGGUCUGCCAGCAGAUGACGGGCACAAACGCAAUCAACUACUACGCACCGCAGAUCUUCAAGAGCCUGGGUCUCGUCGGUAACGAAGUCAAGCUGUUCGCCACCGGUAUCUACGGCAUCGUCAAGAUGGUCGGCUGCUUCUGUUUCCUCGUCUUCGCCGCCGAUUCGCUGGGUCGUCGUCGGUCACUACUCUGGACGUCCAUCGCACAGGGCGCGGCCAUGAUGUACAUUGGCAUCUACAUCCGCGUUGACCCGCCCGUUGCUGGUGCAGCCGUGCCACCUGCGGGCUACGUUGCACUGGUCUGCGUGUUCCUGUUCGCAUUGUUCUUCCAGUUUGGCUGGGGCCCCGUGUGCUGGAUUUACGUGUCUGAGAUUCCCGCGGCGCGUCUGCGCUCGCUUAACGUCGCCAUUGCCGCUGCAACUCAAUGGCUAUUUAAUUUUGUCGUAGCCAGAGCGACUCCAAACAUGAUUGCGACCAUGGGAACAGGCGGUUAUGGUGCCUUCCUCACAUACGGAUCCUUCUGCUUCUCCAUGUUCAUAUUCGUCUGGUUCCUCGUCCCCGAGACCAAGGGUCUAUCACUCGAAAAGAUGGACGACUUGUUCGGCGUCACGGAACUUGUUAAGCGCAUUGAGGAGGACCGCGAGCUCCAUGGUGAUGCUACUGAGCUUGACAUGGACGGCAAGCACGCUGUACGUGAGGAGCGUAAGGAGGUCCAUCACCCGUAAGCGGAGUGUUUGUUGACUGCGCUGUUGAUUUUUGCUGGAGCCUGUCGUUCAUAUCGUUACUUGUAAGCAUGCAAGCUUUGGAGCUGAGAUGUCUACGAGCUCGGUU